AUGGAGAAUCGGAGACUGGUGGAGGUGUCGGACCACGAAGUUCGAAUCGACUUCGCACUGGGCUGCAAAUGCCGAGCCAACGUCCGCCUCACUUCUCUCAGUGCCAACACUCCCAUUGCCUUCAAGGUUCAAACCUCUUCGCCUCAGAAGUUUCUAGUGAGCCCACCCACUGGUCUUAUUCCUCCUUUGUCCUCCGCUGCCUUUCAAGUCAUCCUCAAGCCCCAAUCGCAGCCUCCGGCGAUGUUCCCUCGCUCGCCGACGGACCGUUUCCUCAUCAAAACCGCGCUCGCUGCGGAGUUCUCUACCCAGUCGACUCAACCGGAUUCCAUCAACUCGUGGUUCGCCUCCAGGCCGACGCAGGACCUGAAGCUUAAGGUGGUGUUCGUUGGGCCAUUCCUUCUCCGGCAUGCCGUCGCGGCUGGGGAUGUAGACGCCGCGAGGAACUUGAUCAAGCGGCAGAAGUCGGUGGUGGCGGAGAUGCUGCCAAGGGAAGCCGAGUCACUGCUCGGAGUCGCUUCCAAGUCUAACGAGAUGGUCGAGUUGCUGGUCGAAGCAGGGUUGAAGAGCGAGGCACGUGCGAAGAUUGAUAAGAUGAGUUUGGAAGAGGAGACCAGGUGGGCGUCGAAGGGGUGGACGGGGAUUCACGUGGCUGCAGCGUUUGAUCGGACGGAGGAGCUCGCGAGGCUGGUGAAGUUGCUGGGAUCUGGGCCGUUGGAUUUCAGGGAUAACGAGGGGAGGACGGCGCUGCACCUGGCAGUAAGUAAAGGAAAUAUCCAGUGUGCGAGGACGUUGGUGGAGGCGGGUGCGGACAAGGACGCCAAGAGUAAGGACGGUAGAACGGCGCUGUACAGAGCAGCCUCAAAUGGUGACCGUCCGAUGGCGGAGAUGCUGAUACAGAUAGGUGCGGACCCCACUAUCACCGCUGGCCAUCGUGGCCGUUCACCUCUUGAUAUUGCUCGCGAUAAGGGACACAAAGAGAUUGUGGAGAUCCUGGAGCAAGGGGAGACAGUACUAACCACAGCAAGACGGGGAGAGCUCAAGCCUCUGGAGCUCUUGCUGCAGAGAGGCGCAAGCAUCAACCACCGCGAUCAGUAUGGGUUGACAGCUCUCCAUGUGGCCGCAAUCAAAGGGCACAAGGAUGUCGCCCUGCUGCUCAUCAGGUUCGGGUUAGGCUUGGAGUGCCAGGACAGUGAAGGCCACGCGCCGCUGCAUUUGGCAGUGGAGGGCGGCAGCAUGGAGACAGUGGAGGUGUUGGUAGAUGAAGGAGCCAAUAUCAAUGCCAGGAGCAAGAGGGGUGCAACCCCUCUCUACAUGGCUAAUGCCUUGGGGUACCAUGACAUCGCUCAGUUUCUUGUAAACAGAGGAGCCUCCUCCUCUUCACUUCCUCCAUCAUCUUCACCUUACCAUUUAUGAUAUCAGUAUGCAUCAAAACGUUACAAGCCCUCUUUUUUCAAAUUCAAUUAUUUCCUUAAUUUAUAUAGAAAUUUAACUGAAAAAAAAAAAUGCCUUUUUCUUUGAAGACUUGGUUUGCUAAAAACGCAGCGGAGGGGUUGGUGUUGAAUUUUGGGGAGGAAUGGUAAUUCUUAUAACCUAAGGCAGGACUUUACCUAACCGAUUGUGAUGGUUUUUUUUUUUUAAUUUCCUUUUUUCUUCAUCACGCUUCCUUCUCUUUUGGGAUCUUCAAGUACUGUAAACAGAAUCUGCUUUUGGGAGACUAAAGACAGGGAGAAGAGAGAUCCAAGUGAAGCUUCUCUUCUCAAGAAAAAGAAGAAAGAAUUACCUUGUGAUGAAACGCUUUUUGUGUAGAAGACCAAUAAUCCAAGUGGCAGAAGCUCAUCCCAUUUGGUGUGCAGGUGUCAAUUCUCCGUGAAAUGCUUUUGCUUUUCUGGGAAAACUGCUGGGAUUCAAUCAGUUUAUAUUGUUAUGAUCUUUUCCUUGUUCCCACCGUCUCAUCACUCAGAAUGAAAAUCUCUUUCAUCAUCUUCUUCUUCUUUUACGUUUUGUUCUUCAAUGGUGCUUCUGCAACUCCUCGUCUCCCAGACCACUUCACCAAAUCAAGGUCACAGUCAACACUCCAACGACCCUCAGGCCAGGAGUUUUUCGAGCUGAGGCAACCUCUGCCGUCCGAUCAUCUGACCCCAGCAUGCACGGUUCCAAUUCUCGACCACUACUUCGCCAAUACCAUUGGUUCGCCCCCGGUGUCCGUACCGUACAAGCCUCCGCGCCAUUGUCAUGCCCCGUGGUCACGUGUAGUCCUGGAGGUGCACGCAGAUUGCAAAGGCGAGCAGUAUGAUCGCAUCGCCGCCGUGUGGCUUGGCGGCGUGGAGAUUCUGCGGACCAGCACGGCGGAGCCGGACGAGGCUGGAAUCUUCUGGAACGUUCAGAAGGACAUCACCAGGUACUCCUCGCUCCUCAAGCUGUCGAACCAGGACCUCACGAUGAUGCUCGAGAACAUCGUUGACGACAUCUUCACCGGCGUGUACCAUGUCCAGGUGUCACUUCUCUAUUACAAGGACAAAGGCGUUACGGCUCCAGCGGAUAAGAAUUUGGGAAGAGAAUUAGGGUUUAGGUUCGGGAGUCCGUGGAUUGCUCCUACACGGGUUGUUGGGGAAGCUCCAUUGAGUCUCUAUGAACCACCCGCCGACUUGAUCGUUCCGAUCUCCAACAACGGGGACCGCGGUUUCUGGUUUCGAAUCAACGGCGAAUCGGAUGUGCGAACCAAGAGAGUUCAAAUUCCGCGCAACACUCGCAGGGCGGUUAUCGAGCUCUACGUGUCGUUUCAUGGAAAUGAUGAGUUCUGGUACUCGAAUCCGCCAAAUUCUUAUAUCAGGAACAACAAUUUAACCACAGAUCGAGGCAAUGGAGCGUUCCGUGAGGUUUACGUGACUGUCGACGGCAAUUUUGUGGGCUCAGAGGUUCCUUACCCGGUGAUAUUCACAGGCGGAAUCAAUCCAUUGUUUUGGGAACCGGUUGUGGCGAUUGGGGCCUUUGAUCUUCCCUCUUACGACUUCGAAUUGACUCCAUUUCUGGGGCUUCUGCUUGAUGGAAACACCCACAAUUUCGGAAUUGGGGUGUCGUACAGUAUCCCAUUUUGGCUGGUGGAUGCUAAUCUGCACCUGUGGUUGGAUCAUCAGUCUGAAGCAGUUCAGGCGAAGCUUGUCAGCCAGAAAAGCCCUGCACUGACUCUCACGAGCAGCCAGAAAUUCAAGAGACUGGAUGGAACAUUCGAGCUAGAGGGAAGUAGAAAGGGUCGCUACGUGGGAUGGGUGAAAUCGAGUGAAGGGAACCUAACCACAAUAGUAUCACGAAAAUUGAAGUUCAGGAACGCUAUCCAAUUCCGAAGAGACGGAAACCACAAGACUGUUGAACAGAAAAUCAAGUCGAAAACACAAGUGAAAGUGUUGACAGAAACCCGGAUUCUGCUCAGUCGCCCAUUCAUCAAAUGGCGUUACCCCCUCAAAAUCAUCACCUCGACCAGACCGGGAUCAGGGCAGGGCACAAACUUGAUCACCACCAAUGUGACGGAGUCGUUGGGGAAAAGAUUCGCCAAUGGCAACAGCUCCAUCUUUGUUUACAAUAGCCAAGUUUGCGGGGGAUACAUGGAGGUGAAGGAUCACUCAGUUGUCUCGGGAGUUUCAGACACUACUCAGAGUUUCAGGGUCAGGGAUGGCUCCCGGUGCUUCUCCCGGGUUGUUGCAUCGACCAAUGGCAAGCUCUUGAGCGAUAGCUCAUCUACUUCUUGCGCAAGUUCUGUGUAGUUUCUUUCCCUCUUGUCCUCUCUCCUCUAAUGUAAUUGUGUAUUUCUGUAAUGUAUGAAACUACUCCUGCAUGUGUACCCUAACAAAACUCCAAAAAAUGGGUAUGUUCCUUUGUUUGUUGUGAA
Messenger RNA from Vitis vinifera (wine grape), 3883 nucleotides. RefSeq names its product protein VAPYRIN. Lineage: Eukaryota; Viridiplantae; Streptophyta; Magnoliopsida; Vitales; Vitaceae. Gene Ontology annotation, molecular function: protein binding. Gene Ontology annotation, cellular component: cytoplasm. The transcript has 2 exons. Bases 1 to 1413 code for a protein of 470 amino acids. The record is from RefSeq and is a predicted model, not a curated record.